UCCGGCCAGCGCUCCAGGCUCUGGGCAACAUCUUGAGCUCCCUGCCCACAGGCAUUUUGUGGACAGGGGGGCGGGGAUAGCCUCUCCGCCACCGAUCCAGUGGCGCGCGGGAAGCGUCUUGCCAGACGCCUUCAUAUUCCUUGCACGGACGACCAGCACAGGUGCCCAGGAUAGACAUCAGGCAGUUGCUCGCUUCGGUUCUCCACCCCUGGUCGUGCUCGCUGUCGCUCGCCUCAUGUGGGGCUCUGCCAAAUCUGCAUGGGUUCGCAUGGAAACACCCACGAGGCGGCGCCAGAGGAGCCGCCAGGGGGGGCCAGGCGCCGAUCCAAGAAGUCCGCGCGGAACUCCGAAAGCUUAUGUAUAUGCCGAUGUGUUAUUUUUCGAGUCUCCCCGUUCCAUUCCCUGCACCUCCCCUCAUGGCUUGCGCAUAAUUAUCGUGCCCGCAUUGUCGAGCCCUGGGCGAGGCCUCGAAGAUGUCGGGCCAAGAUCCGACGCGCCCGGCAUAAGGUUGUUCCCUUCUGCGCCGCUUUGGACGCCCGAAGCGGGUACGGAAAAAAUGGGCACGAUGCCCAACGACAAACGUUGUCCAAGAUCGACAGCGACCGCUGCUAGACAGGCGGCCUCCAGUAUCAAAUGGACAACGCCCGCGGCGGCACGGACAGCGAUUCCUGUCCAAAAUGGGCAGGAACUGCUGUCGGUCGUUGUCCACAUUCUUUCCGUAGCCUUUCGUUCGUGCCGAUGCGCGGGGCUAGGCGGUGACGCCGGGGCGCAGGAGUCGGACGAAGAGAGGGAAGAGAGGAUGGGGGAGGAGGCAGAGGAGGAGGAGGAGGAAAGUGCGGCGACAAAGCGGCCGAUACCAUUCCGACUGCUGCUGAAAAGCUACGGCCCCGACCCUACAUCGUCGGAGGCCUUACGCCCAACCGCUGCAGCGUGGGGGCGCAGCGAGACGCACAAAUUAGGGGGGAGAACGGCGAGGAGGAGGACGACGAGAGAGGGGGAGGAAGAGGGAGAGGGAGGCGGGCUACCAAGAGUGCGUCCGACUCGAACACACCUCAGGCUGAAGAUAAAAGGCCCCGCCCGCAUACAUGGUGCCAGCAGACAGAGGGAUAGAGAGAGAGAGACACCGGGAGAGGGAGAAGGAGAGGGAGAAGGAGAGGGAGAGGGAGAGGGAGAGAGACAAGGGAGGGAGAGAUGGAGACGGAGAGAGGAGUGGUGGGAGGCGGGCCUCGAGGUAUGGUACACACUCGAGGCCACUGCCCGUCGCCGACGACGCUCCCGUGCUACAGCCCGCAUCCGGGAGAGGAGCUCGGCGGCGACCGGCAGACGGACCCAGACGCCCGGCGGAGUGACUUUCCAAGGCGGGCGUUGCAAGACGAGUAACAACAACAACGACAACAACAACAACACAACAACAAGGGCCCCGAAGAUUGGGCAGCGACCGCCGAAGUCCGCGGCUGAAGAGAGCCAUCCAUCGGAUGUCCGAGGCCGCGAUUAUAUAUUACGGGCACCCCGCCGAUGCUUCUGAUGCGGCGAUGGGCGCGAAUUUCGGAUCUCAUGCCGUUCGAAUUCGGGCCAGUGUGCCAUGCCGGAGGCGCCGGGGCCGCGCGCCGCCGCGGCCCUCCGCACCGAGCGCCGCGCGUGGCGCGCGGCGCCCGCGCGCGGCGCCCUU
This is a messenger RNA of Prorocentrum cordatum, 1669 nucleotides long. NCBI's taxonomy places the organism in Eukaryota, Dinophyceae, Prorocentrales, Prorocentraceae. The record is from the annotation of a GenBank genome assembly.